Messenger RNA from Cladophialophora yegresii CBS 114405, 999 nucleotides. RefSeq lists its product as uncharacterized. The coding region runs from base 1 to 999 and encodes 332 amino acids. The transcript has 2 exons. The record is from RefSeq and is a predicted model, not a curated record. Lineage: Eukaryota; Fungi; Ascomycota; Eurotiomycetes; Chaetothyriales; Herpotrichiellaceae.
AUGGAGCGGAUCACCACAACAUAUCGAUUCUUUGAACAUCCUUUGUCUCUUCGAACGACUUACACGGGCAUAGCGCCUGUCGACCAAGGUCUCAGCUUUCUUGUUACGGCUUUCAUGAACGCGGCUUCUGGCUGGGACGCGGGCUUCUUCGUGUUUCUGGGAUACUUUUUGGUGUCCUUCUUCGCAAUCCUAACAGUUUGGGCGGUUGAGAGCUGCAGAGAGAGGAAUGCGCGGGCCUUGACGAGAUUUACUUAUAUCUACGCCCUCCUGUAUCAGACUGUCGGCGGAGCCGUCAUCAUACCGAUCUACUAUCUUGCAUACCUCUACGACACAUCUAGCAACUCAUACUGGUUGAAGCCUCGAACAAUCCCACUUCCAUAUGCGAAAGCGCUCCUCCCAGCUUUGAUCAUCGGCUACCUCAUCCCGACCGUCUUGAUAUUCCUUCCCUACUCUGCCCCAGAUAUGUGGACUACCCAGGCGGUGGUUGCUUUCUGGCAGCCAUCCCCAUGGUACGUCGACAUUCUCAUCUGGGUGUUUGCUAAACUCUACUCUGGCCGGAGCAGCACCAAGAGCAGUUCCCCGAACCGCAACAGCGACAUUCCCUAUCUCAGCCGCACCUACCUGACGUCCUUCCUAGUGACCGGCAUGUUACACCUCUUUAUGAUCUACUUAAUCCUCUUCUCACCAAACCCCGAGCAUAGCUUCAGCCAUAUGUUCCUGAACCCAUUGUUUUACUCCUCGACACAGAUGUCCAUGGUACAGGGCAUGCACGGGAUCUUCCUGGCCGACUUUUGGAUCAUUUUCGUCAGCUCACUGGUCUGGGCGUACCUUGCGAUCUGGGACUUGAAGAGGAUGGAGCUGGCGGAUAUCAAUCUCCGGACGGCGGCGCUCCUAAUAGCGAUUGGGACAGUUGCCGUGGGACCUGGGGCUGUGGUCGCCGGUACCUGGUAUUGGAGAGAGAAACGGCUUAUUGAACCCGAGAAAGAGAAGGAGGGGUGA